GAACGAGCGCUCAGGAUCGGUGCAUCAUAGAAAAUCUGUUCAGUUGGUUUUAUAGGUAGAAGAGGUGUAUAGACAAAGUGACUUGUCCCUCAUUUUUGCCCCAGAAUUUCAUUUAUCUAGCUCUACAUAUUUGUAUAUGAUUGAACCAUCCAACUUAUAGAUAUUAGAUUUUUUCCUCAACAACCCAUUUGAAGAGGAACGAAUGGCUCUCGAAGACAACUAUACGACGUUUACAUAUGAUUACGAUGAUAGUAGCAGCAUUGAGGAUCAACUGUGUCACAAGGAAGCUGUGGCAAAAUUUGGAUCCAUCUUUGUCCCGUUAUUCUUCAGCAUCGUGGUCUUGCUCAGUCUCAUUGGUAACAUCUUGGUUCUUGUGAUUCUCAUACACUAUGAGAACCACAAAUCAUUGACGAACAUCUUCAUACUCAACUUGGCUCUGUCGGACCUGCUGUUCACUAUCGGAUUGCCGUUCUGGGCUUGUUACUACAUCUGGGGUUGGACUCUCGGAGAUGCUGUGUGCAAAAUUGUCUGCUUCAUCUUCUACAUUGGGUUUUACAGCAGCAUCGUGUUCCUGAUGCUGAUGACUAUUCAGCGCUACAUGGCUGUAGUGCACCCUCUCUCGGACUGGGAAAGAGGACAGGGUUUUGCACUUAUCUUCAUCAUUGGUUGGUUGGUGAGCAUCUUAGCAGCAUUGCCAUCCUCAAUCUACACCUCUGUAAUGCCUGAUCCAGCAAAUGAUUCACAACAAUACUGUGAGUAUAAUUCCAUUCUGGCAGACCGUGUGCUUACCUACGAACAGAACUGUUUUUUCAUUUGUGCCUUUUUGGUCAUGGGGUUUUGCUACAUAAGAAUCCUGCAGACCAUCUUCAAGGCAAGAACGAACAAAAGACACAGAACUAUCAGACUCAUCUUCUGUAUCGUAAUCGUGUUCUUUCUUGGUUGGGGUCCUUAUAACCUGGUGAUUUUUUUGCAAACAUUAACCCCUCUUAACGUCGAGUUUUUCACAAUUUGCGAGGUCACGCAUCAUCUUGACUACGCUGAAAACGUCAGUAAACUGCUGGCGUUUUCUCACUGCUGCCUGAAUCCUGUGUUUUAUGUUUUUGUUGGUGUGAAAUUUAGAAAUUAUCUUAAGGAGAUUCUGCAGAAGAUUUUUCAAAGGCCAUCCAACACGAGUACGCCAAAAACACGAACUGCUCACGCUCAGUCCCUGGGCUCCUUGUACUGAUACUGUAACGACUGCAGAAGCAGUGAUUGAACUGUCUGAUACAGUGUAAAUAUAUUUUUAAAUGUUUUGUACAUUUAUUUGUUGAAUACUGACAUAAAGGUAUGCUGAGGAAUUUAUAUUUUUUUUAAAAUGAUGACCAAACUUUGUUGGAUGAACUGCUGGAAAUGAGACGCUGAAAUGCUAAUUAUAGUACAGUGUGUAUAGUAUUUAUAUUAAACACAGAAGAAGUCACACAUGCUGUAAAUUUGACUGCUGGUUCUGUGAAUCCCGUAAAUGUCCUAAGGUUUCUCUGCUCUUGCAUUUCUUAUGUCUCUUCGUUUUUUUUCGUUUGGUAA
Messenger RNA from Neoarius graeffei (lesser salmon catfish), 1560 nucleotides. RefSeq names its product chemokine XC receptor 1-like. Gene Ontology annotation, molecular function: chemokine receptor activity. Gene Ontology annotation, cellular component: membrane. The record is from RefSeq and is a predicted model, not a curated record. Gene Ontology annotation, biological process: chemotaxis; G protein-coupled receptor signaling pathway; immune response. Bases 203 to 1225 code for a protein of 340 amino acids. NCBI's taxonomy places the organism in Eukaryota, Metazoa, Chordata, Actinopteri, Siluriformes, Ariidae. The transcript is spliced from 2 exons.